CAAUGAGAUGCGAACUAAAGGCACACCGGGAACUAAGUGAAGGGGACGUAGGAGUGAACCGGGAGGGGGCUUGCGAUCUAAACUGUGGGGAGAUCUCGGGGUCUCAUUCAGCCGGGAGACAGCUGCUGUCACUGCUGUCGCCCAGGCCUCCUCCGCGCCUGCUACCUUCUCGCGAUCGCCGCUGCCCAGCCUGCGCAGCCUUGCACUCCCGCUCCCUUCGCUGCCGCCACCUCCUCAGCCCGAGCCUCGGCGACCCAAGUAUCCGUGAGUCAUUUUUUUCUGCCCUUCUCUGGGCGCGCGGUCUCGGCGGUAGUUGCCACCUUAAAAGGUUUUUGCAGAUUUGCAAAAUGGCAGAAGCAGAUCCUAAAGUGGUCUCAGGACCUGCCGCCCAGGGGGUUGCCGAAGAGGUGAUGGCUAGCUCGCCCAGUGAUCGCGGGGAAGAGUCUGACAGCAGUAGCUCUAGCAGCAGCACUGGGUGCAGCAGCAGCCGCCGCUUCUAUAGAAAGAAGAGGGUACCUGAACCUUCUAGGAGGGCGCGGAGGGCUCCAUCGGGGACCAGUUUCGUGGAGCGGCUGCCUCGGGCAGUUCGAAAUCGUGUACAGGCACUCAGAAAUAUUCAAGCGGAGUGUGACAAGGUAGACGUGCUAUUCUUAAAGGCAAUUCACGGUCUCGAAAGAAAAUACGCUGAACUCAAUAAGCCUCUCUAUGAUCGGCGAUUUCAAAUCGUAAACGCAGAAUAUGAACCCACCAAAGAAGAAUGUGAAUGGAAUUCCCAGGAUGAGAUGUUCAGCAGCGAUGAGGAGGUGCAGGAAGACAGCCCUAGCGAGAUGCCUGCCUUAGAGGGUGAGGAAGACCCUAAACAAAAACCCGAGGUGAAGGCUGAAGGAAAUGAGGUUCCUAAAGAAAUUCCGGAGGCAAAGGCUGACGAAAAAGCAGAGUCUAAAGACCUUCUGGAGGCAAAGCCUGCAGUGAAAGAAGAGCCUAAAGAAGUCCCCCAGGCAAACGCAGGCGGUACAGAACAGCCGAAAGCAGCAGACGCUAAGGCAAGGGCUGCAGCGAAAGAGGCUCCUAAGCGAGUCCCCGAGGUCAGGCCUAAAGAAAGGCUGAAUCUCAAAAGAGCUAGAAAGGGAAAGCCCAAAAAGGAAGACCCUAAGGGCAUCCCUAACUAUUGGCUGACUGUGUUAAAGAAUGUUGACAAGCUGGGGCCCACGAUUCAGAAGUACGAUGAGCCCAUUCUGAAGUUCUUGUCAGAUAUUACCCUGAAGUUCUCGAAACCUGGCCAGCCUCUAAGUUACACAUUUGAUUUUUAUUUUCGGCCCAAUCCCUACUUCACGAAUGAGGUGCUGACCAAGACAUACAUGAUAAACUCAAAGCCCGAUCACAAUGAUCCCUUCUUCUUUUGGGGAUGGGAAAUCCACGAUUGCAAAGGCUGUAAGAUAGACUGGAGAAGAGGAAAGAAUGUGACGGUGACGACCACGCACAGUCGCACCACUGCCGCGGGAGACAUUGAAAUCCGGCCAAGGGUGGUUCCAAAUGCAUCAUUCUUCCAUUUCUUUAGCCCUCCUGAGAUCCCUAACAUUGGAAAGCUGGAACCACGAGAAGAUGCUAUCCUUGAGGAGGACUUUGAAAUUGGUCAAAUUUUACACGAUAACGUCAUCCUGAAAUCAGUCUAUUACUAUACAGGAGAAGUCAAGGGUGCCUAUAAUAAAGGAAAAGAUUAUGGAAACAGGAAAUACCGGAAAUAAAGAGGCUGCCUGAAAGAAAGAUCAAGAUCUCAAAAGUUCAAGAAGUAAGGCAGGUUUACAGAGCUGUGAAAUAAAGCCUGUCCUGUAACCUCAUUAUCACUAUUCCUUACAGUCUUGUGUUUUUGUACUUUCUUGGUAGUCUAAAAAAAUUGUGUUAAAGUGUCUAAGUAUCAAUUUAUUCUAUAUAGCCUAUUGAAGUGUAAUAUUCUUCAAAACCUGUAAACUGCUGUCAGUUAUUUAAAGCAUGUUCAUUUGGUGCUACAAAGUUUUGAUUUUUGUGAAAUCCUGUUGUCAUGUUCCUAGUAGAAUGUAUCUGUGACAGCUGUCAGAAUUGUGAACUGACACAAAUAUUUGCCUGAACAAAACAAAGUUCCUCAAGUACCAAUGCAAGUGUUAUUUUUUUCCAGCCUAGAAGACUAAGGGUUUAAAUCUGCUUGCACUAGCUGUGCCUU
Phyllostomus discolor (pale spear-nosed bat) is the source of this 2197-nucleotide messenger RNA. It is a transcript of the gene NAP1L3, whose product is annotated as nucleosome assembly protein 1 like 3. The record is from RefSeq and is a predicted model, not a curated record. NCBI's taxonomy places the organism in Eukaryota, Metazoa, Chordata, Mammalia, Chiroptera, Phyllostomidae. Gene Ontology annotation, molecular function: histone binding; chromatin binding. Gene Ontology annotation, biological process: nucleosome assembly. Gene Ontology annotation, cellular component: chromatin; nucleus. The coding region runs from base 3 to 1745 and encodes 580 amino acids. The transcript has a single exon.